AUGGGCGUUGCCCAAGCCGGAGACCUCAUCACCAAGCCCGCCUUGCUGGGCCUGGAGAGGCAGCGGAAGCUUCGCCUGCAGUACCCCCAGCUGUAAGAGCAUAGAUGAUCUCACCUUGCCUCCUUACCUGCAGCGGCGCUGUAUGCAGGCUCGGCGCUGAGGAGGUGAACCCGGUCCGGGCAAUCGAGGUGAGGCUGUAACGCGGGCAGAGGCAGACAGACAUGCAGCCGUCGCUGCCGUGUGUACACAUGUAGGAGCUGCCCGGUGAGGUGGAGACACUUUUGAAGCAGUCCUCGAUGUUCAAGCACUGCAGCUGCUGCGAACCCAUCGCCUGA
Vitrella brassicaformis is the source of this 335-nucleotide messenger RNA. Lineage: Eukaryota; Vitrellaceae. The record is from the annotation of a GenBank genome assembly.